AUGCGCCUAACUUACGUCUUGCUGGCCGCUGCGUCGACCCUAUUCGCCCGCCACGUCACCUCUACCCCCUACUUCGCUAACGAUGUUGCGCUAACCGGUGUACUGUCACUGGGCUUCAUUCACUUCGUUGGCGCUGACCAAAGUGUAAGCGACCAGUCCCGGUUUCUCAGAGGCGGCAGCAUCGACGAAGAUGACAACGAAGAGAUAAACUUUCUGGAGCUUGUUAAGCAAGCGAUGACUAACAACUUUGUUAACAAGCUGAUGAAGAAGAGCUCGUUUUCGGAUCUCGAGAAAAUUGACGACUUUGGGGAGCUCAAGAGGAUUUCGACUAUUAUAGAUGACAAGCUGAAUAAUCUGUUCAAGCAGGCUGACGAUGCGAACAAGAGUCCCGACGAACUGGCCAAGAUACUGAAAGAAAUGCCAGAUGUCGACGAUGCCCUGACGGCUAAGACAUUGGAAAUGUACACUGACUACUUGAAAGCAGUCGGCGUAAGAGUCCCCACGUAG
This is a messenger RNA of Phytophthora infestans T30-4, 507 nucleotides long. RefSeq names its product secreted RxLR effector peptide protein, putative. The record is from RefSeq and is a predicted model, not a curated record. The transcript has a single exon. Bases 1 to 507 code for a protein of 168 amino acids. Lineage: Eukaryota; Oomycota; Peronosporomycetes; Peronosporales; Peronosporaceae.